UGUAUCCGCCAUGAAUUCUCCAUUAAUAAUAGUUGACCAAAUAAUUCAUUGCUUUACAUUUCUGUUAAUUAUCAAUUCAUCCAGUAAAUAUAUUUUUUAGUCUUCCACAAUAUUACGGAGUGAUCGUUAUACAAAAAAUGUUUUAAAUACAAUUUGAAAUUGUUAUUUUUAUUUAACAGAAUGCAUGCGCCAUAAUAUGUGUAACGUGUUUUAAAUUAUUUCAUUCAAGCUCGGUAUAGCUUCAUCGAGGUGUAUAAAAAAUAUAAACGUUAUAGUUCUGUCCUUUACAUAGAAGACGGUUAUUAUAAACAGUGAAAAUGAGCUCGGGUUUUAUAUCAGAGGCCGAACUUGCCGAACAACGACGAAUGCGACAAGAGGAAUGGGAACGUGUGCGAACUGCUGAUCAGCCUUUAGAACCCCCAGAGGAAGUUUAUGAUCCUAGAUCAUUAUACGAGAGAUUACAAGAACAGAAGAAUAAAAGGGACUUGGAAUAUGAAGAAGCGCAUAAAUUAAAAAAUAUGAUCAAAGGAUUAGAUGAUGAUGAAGUAGAAUUUUUGGAUUUGGUAGAUAGAACUAAAAUGGAAGAGGAACGUAAAAAAAAUCUUGAGGAGCAAAAAGAAAUGCGUGAUUUUAAAGCUGCAGUUGCUUCACUUCAAGAACAGAAAUUAAAUGAAAAAUUAAAACAAGAAUUAAAAAACCCACCAGUCAGUAGUAAAAAUGCUGUUUGUGGAAGCCGGUCUUCACAAUUAAAGCUGCCUGCAGGUGUUGUGUUAAAACGACCUGACAAGCAAAAACAAGGGGAAGUUAAGGAACUUAAAGGAAUUAAAAGAAAGUUAUCCUCAACUGAUGCAGAUACUAUGAAAAAGAAAGAACUGCAUGCAUCUUGUGAGCAAGCAACAGAUACAUCUAAUCUUGAAUCAGAUAAACAGAAUGAUAAAAAUAUCCUUAAUCAAGUUAAUAAAAGUAAUGGAUAUAGUGGACUCAAAUGUAUCGGCAUAUUACCCGGUCUUGGAACAUAUGAUAAUUCUAGUGACAGUGAUUGCAGUUCUGAUACAGACCAGGAGACUGAACCAAAUCCUUCCAUAUACGAUAUGUUAGGCCGAAAAAUAAAACCUUGUAAAGAUAAGGAAGAAAAAAGUUGAAUAUUACAUAUAUAUACACACGCGCAUACAUAGAUAUAUAUAUGUAUGUAUGCACGAAUCACAGACUUUUAUAUAUUUAUUAUUUCAUAUGUCAUCAUGUGAGAUAUAGCAGUGUUAACAGUGUAGGUAUAAUACAUAGAAGUCUGUGAAUAUAUUGAAGGUCAUGUUUGUGAAUAUAGAAAAUUGAUUAUUAUGUUGCAAUUAUUAAUUGUGUUUGAAAUACGUGACUAUAUUUCUACUACAUUUAGCCAAUAUAUACCCACAUAAUGUAUUUGUAUUAUAAAAAACUCAUAUGAAUAAUAAACUCAAAUUAUAUAUAAUAAUUUUAUAAUCAAAGUUUAAGUAUUUCACACAAGGCUUAAUUCCAAUAAUCUUAAUUAACUAUUUCAUCACAAUCCUAAAUUUUGAUGUAUAUACAAUUCAAUUGUAGUAUGAUAGAAGAAUCUGUGUAAAAUGGAACAUUGGUAAUUUGUUAGUAAA
Molecule: messenger RNA, 1622 nt
Organism: Cataglyphis hispanica
Lineage: Eukaryota; Metazoa; Arthropoda; Insecta; Hymenoptera; Formicidae
Product: PSME3-interacting protein
Exons: 5
Coding region: 318-1142 (274 amino acids)
Cellular component (GO): nucleus
Source: RefSeq, a predicted model, not a curated record